CAACCGAGACGAGUGAUAAUUCGCACCCCGGAAGGCACCCGACAUCAACUUUUAGCUGGCGAAGAGGCGAAACUGCACUGUCUAGCUGCUGGUUCAAAUCCACCUGCUCAAAUCACAUGGAAUUUCCAUCCAAAUGGCGAACCAAAUCCACUCGUGUUCACUGGAGAGACAAUACUGAAUGAAACAUCACGUGAUGCUGGCCACACCAUCGAAAACGCGGUUACAUUCACGCCGACUGAGGAAUACGACGGAACACUCGUGCGAUGUAUUGCGAGCAAUCUGUUGUGGCCAACAUCGAAGAAUGCUACAUAUCCGUUGAAUAUUCUCUGUGAG
Molecule: messenger RNA, 333 nt
Organism: Ostertagia ostertagi
Lineage: Eukaryota; Metazoa; Nematoda; Chromadorea; Rhabditida; Trichostrongylidae
Source: the annotation of a GenBank genome assembly